UCCCAAAUUGAAAAAUCUCAGAAACCAAACAAACAACUCACCUCUGCAAAAUUUUCCCCUAAAACCCUAAAGAGCACAACUUUUCCGGCUAGAGAGCUCUCCGAUGGCCGCAAUCAGUCUCCGGAAGGGCAACACCCGGCUGCCGCCGGAAGUGAACCGGGUCCUGUACGUCCGGAACCUCCCGUUCAACAUCUCGAGCGAGGAGAUGUACGACAUCUUCGGCAAAUACGGCGCGAUACGGCAGAUACGUAUAGGUACGAACAAGGACACCAGGGGCACGGCGUACGUGGUGUACGAGGACAUCUACGACGCGAAGACGGCGGUGGACCAUCUCUCCGGGUUCAACGUGGCGAACCGGUACCUGAUCGUGCUGUAUUACCAGCAGGCCAAGAUGGGGAAGAGGUUUGAUCAGAGGAAGAAGGAGGAGGAGAUCGCUAAGAUGCAGGAGAAGUACGGCGUCUCCACUAAAGAUAAGUAAAUUGAGAUCUUCUUCUAGCUCAAGAAUUUCUAGGGUUUUAUGUUUGUUUGUGUAUUUCGAAAUUCGGAGGAUUAUGUAAUAUGAUAUUUGGAAUUUUGAGUAAUCCGCUUGAAUAGAUAUGCAACAGAUAAUGAUAUCUACUGUUUGGUUA
This is a messenger RNA of Rosa rugosa (rugosa rose), 629 nucleotides long. RefSeq names its product splicing factor 3B subunit 6-like protein. Gene Ontology annotation, biological process: mRNA splicing, via spliceosome. Bases 104 to 478 code for a protein of 124 amino acids. The record is from RefSeq and is a predicted model, not a curated record. Lineage: Eukaryota; Viridiplantae; Streptophyta; Magnoliopsida; Rosales; Rosaceae. Gene Ontology annotation, cellular component: precatalytic spliceosome; U2 snRNP; catalytic step 2 spliceosome. The transcript has a single exon. Gene Ontology annotation, molecular function: RNA binding.